Cylicostephanus goldi is the source of this 506-nucleotide messenger RNA. The record is from the annotation of a GenBank genome assembly. Lineage: Eukaryota; Metazoa; Nematoda; Chromadorea; Rhabditida; Strongylidae.
AUGCUAAAUAGCAUUGUCGAAGAAGAUGAGAUUAUAUCGACAGCGCCACAAAAACCCGCUUGGAAAGCACCUGACUUGCAAGUUUCACCUCCUGUGACAUCUCCCAUUUUCGACGCUAAUGCUACGCCGCCGACAACAUCGAAGAAGAAAUCUGCUGGAAGAUUUACGCCUAAGGGUACUAAAUUUCGGGAUGCUAGCGAACUACUUGCGGGGACCCAACCAGGCACACAUUUUGCACCAUGGGCUGGCACAGCGACAUCUCCUCAAAAUUCUAUCACUCCGCUUGCAACCGUCAUAUUGCAAGAAGAAAAGGAAACUUCGAAGCGUGUGAACAAGGAAACAAUUCCUGUGAAACCAGCUAGUAUUUCACAUCAACGUAGAAGAACUUCUGGAAGCGUUUCUUGGAGCGAGAGUGUUGUGUCACCAUCACCAGCCACAUCGCCACCAGCACCAUCAUUAGCUGAGAUCAUGCGUGAGGAAGAACGACGUCAACGAGAAGGUUAGUU